Messenger RNA from Paramisgurnus dabryanus, 4522 nucleotides. It is a transcript of the gene col15a1b, whose product is annotated as collagen, type XV, alpha 1b. Gene Ontology annotation, biological process: extracellular matrix organization. Lineage: Eukaryota; Metazoa; Chordata; Actinopteri; Cypriniformes; Cobitidae. Gene Ontology annotation, cellular component: collagen type IX trimer. The record is from RefSeq and is a predicted model, not a curated record. Gene Ontology annotation, molecular function: extracellular matrix structural constituent conferring tensile strength.
GAGGCAGUCUUUGUUCUGUGUGCUACUCCAGGCAGUCUAAGUGAGAGUCUUGGAGAGUCAAGGAGGAAAGCACGUGUGACAGACACUGUUAAUAUGCACAUUUUGCACUAAAAUACUUUUUGGGGGGAUUUUGGAUUUUAAUAAAAAUGAAACCACGCCUCAUGUUUUGGCUGAUUGGUGCGCAUCUUGCCUUAUGGUGUCUCUCAUCAGCUCUUCAUGUGAUGGAGGAGAGAGCAUCCAAUGGUCACCUGGUCCUCACAGAGCUAGUUGGCGUUCCUCUUCCUCCUUCUGUAUCUUUUGUUACUGGCUAUGAAGGUUUCCCCGCCUACAACUUUGGGCCGGAAGCCAACGUCGGUAGACUGACCCAAAUAUUUGUGCCCGAACCCUUCUUUAGUGACUUUGCCAUUAUUGUUACCCUCAAACCCUCCAGCCCUCGGGGAGGGGUGGUGUUUGCCAUUACCGAUGCCUCCCAGAAGAUUGUUCAUCUGGGCUUGGCCCUGACACCUGUGGAGGAUAAGACCCAGAAGAUCUUACUGUAUUACAGUGAGCCAGGCCCUACUGACACCAAGCAGGUGGUUUCUUUUAAAGUACCUGACAUGACACAGCAGUGGAACCGCUUCACGUUGACAGUUGAGCGGGAGGAAGUCCGGCUCUAUAUGGACUGUGAGGAGUACCACAGUGCUACCCUGAAGAGAAGCAAGAAACCGCUCAGCUUUGAGUCUGGCUCGGGCAUCUUUGUGGCUAAUGCAGGCGGAACUGGUCUGGAGAGAUUUGUGGGGUCCAUCCAGCAGUUGGUAAUAAAACCAGACCCAAAAGCAGCUGAAGAGCAGUGUGAAGAAGAUGAUCCUGGAGCCUCAGGGGACAGAAGUGGUGACGGUGAAUAUUAUGAUGAAGAAGACCACGGCAAACGUGAGAACAUCGAUAGUGGGACACACAAGGGCCAGAAUAAAGAAAAGUCACAUGGGCCCACCUCUCCUGUGCAAGCCCCACCCACUCUGCCACCCGAUGUGGAUGAUGGUGACUUCUCAGGACAUGUGACCCCUAUAGAUGAAAGGCUGUUUAGGGGGACAUACAAAACAGAUAAAACAGAGGAGAUUACUAGGAAUGAUUCUGGCCAUGGACAUAAAGGGGAGCGUGGAGCACCUGGAUCUCCAGGCCCUCCGGGUCCUCCUGGACCACCUGGACCUACUUCCACACCCAAACAUACAGAUCAACCUGGACAGAGAGGCCCACAAGGUCCAAUUGGUCCACCGGGAAAACCAGGCAGGCCAGGAAAUGCCGGACAACCUGGAAGCAAAGGUGAAGAAGGAAACCAAGGACCACAAGGACGUCCAGGACUGUCUGGUGAGUCUGGGAUGAAAGGGGAGAAGGGUGAUCCUGGAGUGGGUCGGACUGGACCACCUGGUCCACCAGGGCCUCCUGGACCAUCAGGCUCCUCCAAACCAGUCAAAGUUCCAUAUGGAUUUGAUGCUAUCAGUUCUGGAUUUGGGGAUGUUGACAUUGAUACAGAACUUCUUAGAGGUCCACCUGGCCCUCCUGGGCCUCCAGGUAAACCUGGACCCCCUGGUCCUCAAAGUCCAUCAGGAGGAAUGAUCCCCGGACACCCUGGCUUACCAGGAACCCCUGGCAAAGAUGGACUAGAUGGGCUUACUGGGACACCUGGAUUUCCUGGUAUUCCUGGUAAGGAAGGAACAGUAGGACCACAAGGACCAAAAGGAGACAAAGGGGAACAGGGACUAAGAGGACCCCCUGGACCAAAGGGGGAAAAUGGUGACCCUGGAUCAAGAGGUCUACCUGGCCCCAUGGGGCCAAUAGGACCAAGGGGUUUACCUGGACCACCCGGUCCACCAGGCAACAAAUAUAUGGACACUCUGAAGGACUUGGAGGGUUCUGGUGAAAGCGGGUUAUUUCUUGGAGCAGGAAUUUUAAAUGGCCACAGAGGACCGCCUGGGCUUCCUGGCCCACCAGGACCUCAGGGACGUCCUGGUAUUGAUGGAGCUGCUGGUUUGACCGUAAAGGGUGAGCCUGGAGCCCCAGGACCUAAUGGAGAACCAGGAGUAGCUGGGUUUCCAGGAGCCAUAGGGCCGAAGGGGGAGAAGGGCAGUCAAGGAGAGAAGGGUGAAAGAGGUCGUGAUGGACUGAACAUCAUAGGACCACCUGGGCCUCCUGGCCCACCUGGACCCAUACAACGUAUCCAGGAUUUUCUUUUAAAUGAUACUAAGCUCAGAGGACCAGCAGGCCCUAGGGGUCCAGAGGGUUUGCCUGGAAAAGCAGGAUUGCCGGGCCCAAGAGGACCAAAAGGUGACAUCGGGUUUCCUGGUAUUCAAGGGCCUCCAGGACUAAAGGGGGACAAGGGGGAGCCAGGUGUAUCUAUAGCUGCUGAUGGCUCUCUGAUAACAAGCCUGAAAGGACCAAAAGGAAUCAAGGGUGACCGAGGGCGACCUGGGGAACUUGGGAUUAGGGGGCCAGUUGGACCACCAGGACAAAAAGGAGAAUAUGGAAUUCCUGGUCGGCCGGGUCGGCCUGGAUUCAAUGGACUAAAAGGGGACAAGGGUGAUGCUAGUGGUCCACCUGGUCCACCCGGUCCACCUGGUCCUCCAGGGCCACCAGGUCGAGUGAUUGGCCUCAAAGGAACAGUUUUCCCAGUUCCUCCUAGACCGCACUGCAAAAACCCAGGCAACAACAGCAGUUCACAACAAGUGUCUAUGUUUCCUAAUGGUUAUACGGGUGCUAAAGGUGAUACUGGCUACAAAGGACAAAAGGGUGAGAAAGGAGAACCAGGGCCUCAAGGGCUCCCAGGAAGACCAGGCCCUGUGGGGCCUAAAGGUGACUCUAUUGUCGGUCUUCCUGGUGAACCUGGGGCUCGAGGCCUGCCAGGACUACCUGGCUAUGGCAGUCCAGGACCACAAGGGCCACCGGGACCUCCUGGGCCACCAGGUACCCCACCAGUGCAUGGCUCAGCCGUAAGCCUCCCUGGACCUCCUGGUCCCCCUGGCCAUGAAAACCCUGUGAGCACAUAUAAAAACACUCAGGAAAUGAUGCGUGAGACCCAUCAAGCUAUUGCUGGCAGUAUGGGAUAUGUUUUAGAUAAGAGUGAAUUGUACAUCAGGGUACAGGAGGGUUGGAGGAAAGUGCAGUUGGGAGAAUUAAUCCCAGUUCCUGAAGGCAAUUCCUUUUUGUCACAAGGCCUUAGAAGACCCAGUGACCAUAGUGUACCUAAAAUAAACAGCGAGGAGUUGAAGAACUUUUUGCCAAGCUACAAUUUGCUCCCACACAGUGCACACACAGUGCCAGGGUUGCACCUGGUAGCACUGAAUGCCCCAUUCUCAGGGGACAUGCGUGGAAUCCGUGGGGCAGAUUAUCAGUGUUACCAACAAGCCCGUGCCAGGGGGGCAACGUCCACUUACAGAGCAUUCCUCUCCUCUCACCUGCAAGACCUCUCCACCAUCGUAAGGAAAGGAGACCGCUUCAGCUUGCCAGUGGUGAACCUUAAAGGUGAAGUGCUUUUCAACAGCUGGAUGGCGAUGUUUUCCGGAGACGGCGCUGUUUUUGACCCGCUUGUUCCGAUUUAUUCUUUUGAUGGACGAAAUGUCAUGACGGAUCAGGCUUGGCCUCAGAAGCUGGUGUGGCACGGAACGAGUCCCACGGGCAUCCGUAUGACAACUAGCUACUGCGAGACGUGGAGGACAGGUGACAUGGCGGUGUCCGGACAGGCAUCUUUACUACAGACGGGCAGACUGCUUGGGCAGCACACACGUAGCUGUUCAAACCACUUUAUUGUGCUUUGCAUUGAGAACAGCUACAUGCAGGACCCUGGAAGACAAUAGACAGUUGGACUAACACCAUUUACACUGCAAAUGUAGGGAAAGCUGGACUAUUGGGAGAAAUAUCCAAUGUGCUCUUUUAAGAGCACAUAGUUAGUUUUACUUCUACUCUGAAAAUGAUGUAAAUAUAUAUAAAUCACUUACUGACAUUGUUCAGUCUGCAACCCACUUACUUUCAAACAACUAUUAGAAUGCCAAAGUAUACCUCAGCCAGACAUCAACAAACAGGGGUAGAUCUUAUUAAUACAAAUGCACCACAUUACUGUGUCUACUCAGAUGGUUUAUUUGUCCAUAAUUAUUAACUAAUACAUUUUUUUUUACUCUAGAGACAUUUUAAACUAAAAAAAUUGAUAGAUGCAUCUUUCUAAACAAGGUAUAAGUUGUUUUAAUGCACUGUAUUAAAAUUUGCUUUUUUUCUCACCCCUCUUAUCUGUCAACUUCUUAUCAGAGCAUUUAACAGUAUGUCUUGAAUGAUUAAUUUAUAAUGUAAAAGCACAUUAACACUAACUCCAGUCCAUAAUUCAUUUUUAAAUGCUGACCACAUUAUAUCCCUUCAAUCUGCUUUAGAAUGUGCAACAUAUUUAGAAAAACAAUUUUAAAUUAUAAGUUACAAUGGUGUCACUUUUAGAAAUCUGUUAUGAGUAUGUAACUUUUUACAUAUUUAAAUGGUGCUCAGUGAAUAAAUGUGUUGUUUUAUA